Molecule: messenger RNA, 617 nt
Organism: Camelina sativa (false flax)
Lineage: Eukaryota; Viridiplantae; Streptophyta; Magnoliopsida; Brassicales; Brassicaceae
Product: histone H4
Cellular component (GO): nucleosome
Molecular function (GO): DNA binding; structural constituent of chromatin; protein heterodimerization activity
Source: RefSeq, a predicted model, not a curated record
CACAUCUUUACUCACCCAAAUCAACUUCAACUGUUCUUCUUCAUCUUCUACUAGCUUUAAGAUCUUCUCGAGAAAAAACCUAAUUCGUCUGUGAAAAAAAUGUCGGGUCGUGGGAAGGGAGGAAAAGGAUUGGGGAAAGGAGGAGCGAAGCGUCACAGGAAGGUUCUGAGAGACAACAUCCAAGGAAUCACCAAGCCUGCGAUCCGGAGGUUGGCUCGUAGAGGUGGUGUCAAGCGUAUCAGUGGUCUCAUCUACGAGGAGACACGUGGCGUCCUCAAGAUCUUUUUGGAGAACGUGAUCCGUGACGCUGUUACCUACACUGAGCACGCUAGGAGGAAGACUGUCACCGCCAUGGAUGUCGUCUACGCUCUCAAGAGGCAAGGAAGGACUCUCUACGGAUUCGGCGGUUAAGGGAAAUCGCGUUUGUGUGUUUUUCUGGGUUUGUUGUUACUUAGCGGCGUAUUCUUCUGGGAAUUUCUAAUCAAAUCAAUGUUAUCUUCCGCGUUUGCGUUUGUUUUUUCCGGUUUGGCGUUUAGUAGUUUGCGGUAGCGUUCUCGUUUUUAUGUAAUUACGCCUUUUCCUUUGGUGAAAUAUAAAUCGAAUUAAGUUUCAAUUAA